ACACUUGCUUGCUUGUAUGUCAUGUUAAAUCAAUCAUUGUUUAAUUUUUUUAUAACUUACAUCCCUUUAUUUUGUGUUAUAGAGAUUUACAUGUUGAACUAGGAGUAAAGAAUGUCAGAAUGUACUGAAGACCACAACACAGGUGAUGAUGGUGUAAGGGGGGUAACUCUGACCUCUAGUGGGAGUGAAAAAUGUGGAAUAGAGCAUCCUUCAGAGAAAGGGGAUUAUUGUCAAAAUUUGAAGACCAACCAGUUCAAACCCCUAGAUAUAACUGGUCAUGAUAAAGAUGCAUUGUCUGGUCAAAUUGAAAACCUGUCUCCAGCAACUAGAGGAAAACUACAGAUAAUCAUAGAGAGUCUUAGUAACCACUCAGCUGUGGUAGGUGAAGAUGAAAGGGGACGACCAACUGUACAGUACAGCCAGAAACAGAAACUGUACUGGGAUGCUUCAAAUGCAAACAAGAUUGCUGCUCCAAAAUCAGAACAAGAUCUGAAAGCAAAAAUGUCUGUCUGUCUGGAAAUGUUAGAAUACCUCAAAGUAACAAAAUCACCAUCAGGAAUUCUUCUUGACAAAACUAAGAUUCAGACAGACAAAGGACAAUAUAGAGAGGGUAUAGAGUUUGAGAAGACAAAGCAAAUCUUAGGCAGAGGAAAUUCAGCAGGAGAUAUCGUAGUUAUAAAAGACAAAGAGACAGAAAUAGAGCAUGCUCAAAAAACAAUUAUGAUCUCAGUUUUCCGUCCCGAGGAGAUAAAAGCGUGGGUGGAUCUAAGUGAAGAUGGAAUCAGCCCAGAACUUUACUUGUUCAGACUGGAGGGUAACAGGAUAGUAGUUCACAUGGAAAAGUUAGAUAAUGCUGUCACUUUAAAUGAGGUGAUAGACGUCCACAUGAACACUCUGAUGCAGACAAAUAGUUCCCUGGUUAAGCCUUUCUCUCUGUUUGUAUUUAACAACAUCCUUAGUGUGGUACAGUCCAUGCAUGAAAAGGGUUGGACUCACAGAGACCUUCACUCUGGGAAUGUAAUGAUACAGAAAAAGUCUGACUGUGAAGUGAAAGUGAAAGUACUAGACUUUGGGAAUGCUGGGAGAAUAGAAGAUAAGGGUGGAUAUGCUGGAAUCAAGUCCGACGUCCUUAAUGCUGUCAGGAACUUCAGUGCAUUGUAUCUUGGAGAAGAAUUUGAAAGUCAAACUGACCUUGAAGAAAACUGGAAACAGAAAAUAUUAGAAAGGAUGCAAGGAUUACCGAAUGAAGAGAAAGCUGAGAUGUUCUGUUUAUUUGAAAGUGCCCUGAAAGUGGUUACAACUGAGGACCUUCUUAAUUUGAAGCGAACAGUAGAUGAAAUGAUGCAGUCAAAUAUUGAUGGCAAAGUUGAAGAGAUAAUGAAAGAAGUAGUACCUCUGCUUUUUCCAGAUGUGUUCUCUCAGAAUGAAGAAUCGGACACAGAAGAUGCUGUAGAUUUUGCUCCACCCAAUCUGGACCGAUUCCUGAGGCAGCUAAGGAGAUCCAUUAUGAUUGGAUGCUGAAGGAACAGUGUUCUCAAGCUGGUUUUAAUGCUUUUAACCUAGAAGCUGUCUUUCUGAUCAGAAACAAUUAAUUUAUUACAGUUCAGUUUUUGCUUUGGUCAAAUGAGUGGCAGCAGAUUACCCCCACCCCAUCCCCUUCAGAAAUCAAAAGCAUUCAGCUAGAGGUUUGUUAAUAUUCUGAGUCUAUUGCAGUAUUAUUUACUUUUGAAUUAAUUUCUUUGCUUAUU
This is a messenger RNA of Saccostrea cuccullata (small rock oyster), 1748 nucleotides long. RefSeq lists its product as uncharacterized. Gene Ontology annotation, molecular function: protein kinase activity; ATP binding. The transcript is spliced from 12 exons. Lineage: Eukaryota; Metazoa; Mollusca; Bivalvia; Ostreida; Ostreidae. The record is from RefSeq and is a predicted model, not a curated record. The coding region runs from base 112 to 1521 and encodes 469 amino acids. Gene Ontology annotation, biological process: protein phosphorylation.